Messenger RNA from Brettanomyces nanus, 1092 nucleotides. RefSeq lists its product as uncharacterized. Gene Ontology annotation, molecular function: CAAX-protein geranylgeranyltransferase activity. Gene Ontology annotation, biological process: protein geranylgeranylation. Gene Ontology annotation, cellular component: CAAX-protein geranylgeranyltransferase complex. The coding region runs from base 1 to 1092 and encodes 363 amino acids. The transcript has a single exon. Lineage: Eukaryota; Fungi; Ascomycota; Pichiomycetes; Pichiales; Pichiaceae. The record is from RefSeq and is a predicted model, not a curated record.
AUGGCGGGUCAACUUCUCACCAAUAAGCAUAUUGCAUACUUUAAGCGAUGUGUAGGGGUUCUUCCAGCUGCAUUUGAAAGCGAGGAUUCUAACAUGCUGGCCGUUCUUUACUUUGCUCUUACAGCAUUGGACUUAUUAGGAGCACUACAGACAAGUUUCAAAGAAAAAGACAUCGCUUACUUUGUGGGAUGGAUAUAUGCUCAUUCUGUGGAGACAGAAGAAUACUUUGGAUUUAGAGGGUCCCUUAUAUACAAAGAUACAGGAAUAUAUGACCCUCCAAAUAUAGGAGCUACCUGCUUUGCGUUACAAUCGCUAGUAUCUUUAGGAGACGAUCUUGGCCGGAUUAGGCGAGGUAAACUCAUGAAAUAUGUGACAAAGUGCCAAAGGGUGGAUGGAUCAUUUGCACCUAUUCUUGAUAUGGCUACCGGACUUCCCUAUGGAGAAGAUGACUCCCGAUACUGCAUGAUGGCCACUACAAUUCGAAAAAUAAUGAAAUGGAAUGGUAACGAAGAAAUUGAUAUUGAUAUUGAUAGGCUGGUGAAAUAUAUUAGAAGUGUCAAGGCAUUUGAUGGAGGACUUUCAAUGGGUCGAAUGUGCGAAUCGCAUGCUGGACUCACGUUUUGUGGGUUGGACUCGUUGAAAUUGACAGAUACAUUGCAAAAAAACGAAUGGAACGAUACUGCCGAUUUCCUUGUCCAUCGCCAAAUAUGGUAUGACACACAUAAUAAACUUGAGCUGGAGGAAAAUGGGUUCGCCGACGACAAAGAUAACGGAGGGUUCAAUGGACGUUUGAACAAGUAUGCCGACACCUGCUAUGCGUUUUGGACUAUCAAUUCGUUACAAAUAUUGCAGGAUUCACAUUUAAUUCAACGUGAGGCAGUGGAACAUUUCCUAUUGAAGGAGACACAAAAUCAGCUGAUGGGAGGGUUUAAUAAGACAAGCGACCCUGCCGAUACAUAUCCAGAUCCACUUCAUUCAUUCUUGGGACUUGCCACGUUAAGUAUACUUGGAUACGACGGUAUCGGUCAACUAAACAGCGAACUUGUCAUUUCCAAAAGAGCGUACCUUCAUUGGAGAUCAAUUAAGUGGUAG